CUGCCCGGCGGGCACGGCCCGGACGCCCGCCGCCCCCCGGACCCCCCCCCACCCCGGCACGUGACCCGGGAGCCCGGUUCCUCACGUGACCCUGCCUGCCGCGGGCCGGGGGUGGGGGGCUGGUGAGAGUGUCCCGGGGGGUGCUCCCCGGCAGCCCCCGGCACGUGACGCGCGACCAUCGCGACGAAGGCCGCCGCUGGCGGCAUCGCCGAUCUCCGGACGGUCGGCUUCCUCCGGGAAGCCCGCCUGGGUUGAAGAAGACCACAUGCAACCCGGAGGGCGCACAGCAUGGCCGAAAACCGAGAGCCCCGCGGGACUGUCGAGGCUGAGCUGGACCCGGUAGAGUACACCCUGCGGAAGCGGCUUCCCCACCGCCUGCCCCGGAGGCCCAAUGACAUCUAUGUCAACAUGAAGACUGACUUUAAGGCGCAGCUGGCCCGCUGCCAGAAGCUGUUGGACGGAGGGGCGCGGGGUCAGAACGCAUGCAGUGAGAUCUACAUCCACGGCUUGGGCCUGGCCAUCAACCGGGCCAUCAACAUUGCCCUACAACUGCAGGCGGGCAGCUUCGGGUCCUUGCAAGUGGCUGCCAAUACCUCCACCGUGGAGCUUGUCGAUGAGCUGGAACCGGAGACUGAUUCCCGAGAGCCGCUGACCCGGAUCCGCAACAACUCUGCCAUCCACAUCCGUGUCUUCAGGGUCACGCCCAAGUAACUGAGAUGAAGCUGUCCCACCUUAUCCACCCAUCCCCAUACAGCUGGGGCUCAGAUGUGGCCCUUCUUGUCCUGAGUACUGUCAUGGAUCUUCAACCAGACCCAUGUAGGAAAAAGCCCAUCCCCUGGCAGCCCAGAGGACUCUGAAUUGAGAGGGCAAAUACUGUCUUUUGUUGGGCCCAAGCAGUGGGUCUUCCUGGCUCUUUGUGGUCUGUAGCCAUUGUCCUGUACAAUAAAAAGUUUCAAGUUA
Messenger RNA from Capra hircus (goat), 960 nucleotides. It is a transcript of the gene POP7, whose product is annotated as POP7 homolog, ribonuclease P/MRP subunit. The record is from RefSeq and is a predicted model, not a curated record. Gene Ontology annotation, molecular function: nucleic acid binding. Gene Ontology annotation, cellular component: nucleus; nucleolar ribonuclease P complex; ribonuclease MRP complex. The transcript has 2 exons. The coding region runs from base 289 to 711 and encodes 140 amino acids. Gene Ontology annotation, biological process: tRNA 5'-leader removal. Lineage: Eukaryota; Metazoa; Chordata; Mammalia; Artiodactyla; Bovidae.